UGUUCUGAAAUGCAGGUAUUUGCAGCAGCAUCAAUGGGAUUUCAAUGCACUGGUUUUGAAAUAAACUGCACAUUAUUGGCGUGUUCAAGGAGUAAAGCAUGGUGGCAUGGGGUACACACUGAUAUUCAUUUCGUUAAACAGGACGAAAGACGGAUCUGUCCAAAUACAGAAACAUGACCGUGUUUCUGGCUCCUGCAGUGAUGGGGGUUCUGGAAGAGAAGUUGUUAAAGAAACUUCCUGAGGAUGCCAGAGUCAUUGUGUGCCGUUUCCCUUUUCCUCACUGGCCUCACAGCUGCACUGCUGGAUCUGGAUUAAACCAGGUCUGGGCUUAUGAUGUGCACACUGCUAGAGAACCGUCCAGAACGUCACCAAUCACAAGCCUGAACCAGCCUACUGGUCACCAGUGAGCAGUUGAUUCUCAAUGGUCAACAACAAACAAGCCACUUGCAACUCAGAAAUCAAGAUAUUUAGCAUUUUAUAAAAGCUUUA
This is a messenger RNA of Sinocyclocheilus grahami, 489 nucleotides long. Its product is annotated as protein FAM173B-like. Gene Ontology annotation, molecular function: protein-lysine N-methyltransferase activity. Gene Ontology annotation, biological process: positive regulation of proton-transporting ATP synthase activity, rotational mechanism; peptidyl-lysine trimethylation; regulation of mitochondrial ATP synthesis coupled proton transport. Bases 174 to 407 code for a protein of 77 amino acids. Gene Ontology annotation, cellular component: mitochondrion. The record is from RefSeq and is a predicted model, not a curated record. The transcript is spliced from 3 exons. NCBI's taxonomy places the organism in Eukaryota, Metazoa, Chordata, Actinopteri, Cypriniformes, Cyprinidae.